AUAAAAUUACAUUUAUUAAUUAGAUCUAAAUAUAUUUUCUAUGAAAUCGUUAUCGUAAUCGAUAAGAAAUCUAAUACUAUAUUGCCUGGGUAAAUUUUAAUUGGUACAUCACCAUGUGUUGAGCUUAAAAAGUCACACAGAGAAUUUCUUCUUCCAAUCUGUAAUUUGUAUUUUGUGCUUUAUUUGGUGAAAAAUGUUCAUAAUAAUGUAUUAAAUGGUGCUUGAACAGUGUUCAGAAAAACCAACCGAAUAUGGCGCAAAGCUCGCACGGCGGUAGUCACAGACGUAGCCGCGACCACGAUGGAGGCUCCAUGCGGUACACCAACACCGAUUGGGAGGCGAAAGAGGCACUCUACCAACGAGAGCUGGACGAGGCACGAGCACGCGCCACACAAAUGGAGAAGACUAUGCGCUGGUGGUCGGAUUGUACUGCAAACUGGCGCGAGAAGUGGAGCAAGGUCCGCAACGAACGGAACAAAGCCAGGGAGGAAGCCAAAGCGUUGAAAAACAAAGCCGAUGCCCUCGCCAAGGAUCUCACCAACGCCAAGACUGAGAAAAACGAAUUAGAACAACAAAUCAUUGAACUCAAGAAAGAGAACGAGAAACUACUGAGCAUAGGAGAGAGCAGGAUAGUGACUGCGGACCUGACAGGCGAUGACGGCGUAGAAUUAAGGAGGAAGAAUCUGGUGUCGCCAAAUGAACAGAUGAGACAGCGAGCUUCCCUUGAUUCUCAUAAGUUUUCGAAUGUCGACAACAUUCUAGCGAACAAAUUGGGCGAGUUAAGACUGAAAUUGGACGAAACUUGCAAGAAUUUGCAAACCGAGAAGGAUCAGAAAGGAUUACUGUUAUCGAAAAUAGAGACUUUGACAGCAGAACUCCACAAUACAAAGAUGGAGCUCACACACAGUGAUAGGACUUUGGGUUCAACAGACUCGAGUCAUAGCGAAGUGGAGAGGCUUCAGAAUGAGCUGCAGGACGAAGUAGCAGCGAAACAAGUCCUCGAGGAGAAGAUAGCGGAGCUCAAAAUGGAGAUUGAGAGGCUCAAAUCGGAGAACACGAUACAGUGGAGCAAGCGGGAAUUGUUAGAAACAGAAAAUAUCGCUAUCUUGAGGGAGAAUAAAAAGUUGUAUGGUCAAGUAUGCGAACUUAGGGAGCAAAUACAUAAAUUGAAUCGGAUAUCGGACGGAAGCGCGUACGGAUUUAGCGAUAGGCUAGAUUCAAACAUUCUGUAUGUUAGAAAGGCUAGUGUAAGUCCUAGGUCUCAUGAAUCAAGUAAUGGCUCCUCGGAAGCUAACUUGCAUGCUGAAAUAAAAACGAAUACGUCGGGAGAGGACGACGAUCUGGCGAUAGUGGAACGAAAUGAAAAUUAACUUACCUUUGGAGUUGUAGAUAAAAAUCCCCAAAAAUAUUGCGACAAUUUGAAAGAUUGCGGAAUCUUCUAUUAUGUCAAAUGUUUGAAUUUGUAAAGAGGUAGUAUAACUUUUUUAUUUUUAGUUAGAAUUUAGAAAAAUUGAAAUCUCUUAUGAAUGGUUUUGGUAGAACUAUUUACAAGUCGAGUGCUUCGCGAAUGAAUAUACGGAUUUUUUUAGGUGAAACAGAUUUAAUUCUUAUUUGAAUUCAUUGUAAGUUAAUAACAAUCCAGGCGCGGAUUAAGGAAUGGUACAUGGGGCUUAUAAAUCAUAUUCAAGUCUCAAUAAAUUUAUCCAAAUUAUAUAUUUUUCCUACAGCCUGUAAUUUAGAUACUCGUUAAAAAUAUAUAUAGUUUAUAGCUAAUAUAUCUUUAAUACUGUAAUCUAUACCAAUUACAUGUAUGCGCCUGUGAGUUGUAGAGCCAUGCUAAGUAUUUUUUUUAGUGCUGAAGUCUAAAUUGACCACACUCUGAUUUCAUUUUAGUUCUCUAAGCAUUCAGUACAUUACCAAACACAACAAGCAAGACUCAUGUAAAAUCACAAUUAUGCAUUUAUUUUUCCAUUUGAGUUAUCAUUCCAAAAAAGUAUUAUAUUUAUUAAACAUUACAAUAAAAACGUGGACAUAAUCAACAUAUAUAGUGUACAUAGGUGACGUUAUGAUAAGAAAAGGAGCUUUGGAAAAAAUAACCAGGCCCGCAUCUGGAAGACUAUCAAGGGGGUCUUUGACACCCAUGAAAUUUUUAUGGUGAGUGGCGUUGAUAAUCAUGCGCUAAUUAAAUUGUAGCUAGGUUUCAUGACCGUCUUAUGAUAUUCCUGUUUUCUGUCACAAAAUGUUUCUUUACUGGAUAUAGUAAAAUUGUUGGUGUAUAACAAAAAAUAAGCAAUUUGACUAUGUGAUUAGGUAAUAAUGUAGAUUUUCAGAAUAUGUGUUAGAAGUUGUUGUAGAUCUGUAGAUAGAUGGAUGUGUAACAUUAAUUUAAUUAUAUUGUGCUCAACCAAGAAACAUAUGGUUGCUUAUUAGCUCAUAGACCCUGAUUUUACAUAAACAAUUCGUUUAUAACGUGUUAAAUGUUUACAUUUCUAUAUUAUACUUCUGAAAUGUGGCCAAAAUUAAAAUAUAUUUCGCACUGAACAUUUUUUACCAUCUGGUAAACUGUGGACUAUAAUUAGCCUAAUUAUCCAGUGUCGUGUUACCUAUCAUAAAUAUAGUCAUAGAGAAUAGACUCAGCAUGUCAAAUUAAUAUGGAUAGAAAUGUGUAAGAGACAUAACAUGAACACGCGGCUCGAAGAUAGAGAAUGUCUAACCAAUAGUCUCGCAGGAAAGAGAAAGGUACUUACUGGCUGCUUCGCUUCUACAACCUAUCUUCCAUCACUAUAUUGGGCUAAGGUCCAUUCUCUAUCUCCAUAGCAAAAACUAACUUCCUGUCACAUUUAUACAUGUUUAUAAUUAAGACAAAACAUAGUGCUCCUAUAUUACGUCCACUAGAAACUUUAUGACUUGUGAAAAUCUUCCUUCUGGACUGAAUUAUGUGUAUCAUUCCCUCAAUUUAGCAAAAGGAAUAUUUUAGAUAAAAGUACAAGGAUAUGUAUGACUAUGUUAGCUUAUUAUUGAAAUGUAUUGUUUUAAACUUGCACUCCCAUCAACCUUAGCGGUUGGUAUUGCGGGGGGUCGUGACCCCCCUAUGUUUUUGUCACAAUUAUUAUUUCAUAUUACUAUAAAUCAUGUUUUAUUUUGUACAUUAUUUGUAUUAAGUUAUUUAUUGCUUUCCUUGCCAAUUUUGUGUUUCUUUUUUCAAAAUAUUUUAAUGUAUUGAAGAUAUUGUGAAAUAUAAGGGUGUUCGUAAUAUCUACGCAUUUUUAAAAACUCAAACAAAUUGUAAAAUUAUGGUUUUAGUAGUCAAUUUCUGUUUACAGCAGCAGUAGUUUCGAGCAACCAAACAGCUUUGAUGCAAACUCCGGCUAAUUUGGCAGUGGUCCGAAAAAUAACAUUUUCGCAUUUAAACAAUAUCGACCACUAUCUCUCAUAUUCUAGGAUAUCGUGUGGGAAGUGAGGACUACUCAGAUAUAAAGCAACCUUAUCAGAUGGGCUCUGGCGUGGGGUCACUGAACUGAUAAGAAUAGUGCAAUUUUUUAAUAUCGGAGAUAUAAAUUUGCGCUGUACAUUUUCCUUUUACACAGCUUGUUUUAUUAUUGAGAUAUUUAUUAUGACAAGGUUUUGUUCGCGGCUUUCAAAGUUCUCUUAGUUACUUAUAUUUUAGGUCCUUGGUCUCUGUCAAAUAUCAUCCAAAUCUAACCAAACUAUUUUGCGUUUAUUUUUAAGCAAGCCUUUAACAAAUUUCCCACAUAGAGACUAAUUCGGGAAUAGAAUCUUUGAACUUCUAAAUACUAUUGGCGUAUUUUCCGUACAAUUCGAUUCCUACCGGCUUCGCUUUAUGUAGAAUCUAAUUAUCAUUAGAGUUAUUUGCAGACUGCAUUCAUGGAUAGUACCUAUAUGUUGUCGGAAAAUUUCAUCAUUCGCUGCUAAGUACAACCUAUUGCACAAUUUUAAGAAGUUUGUUUAUCUAUGCGUAGAAUUUACAAAUACCUAUGAAUGUGUAAUUUUAAAUAUCCUCCUUGUUUCUUGUAAGUAGAUUUUUUUUAUACAAAAUAGUGUCAUCAUUUGAGAUUAACUUCUUUUUUUACAAGUUUAAAUAUUAAAUACAAGGCCUAAACAAUGUUAGAUCAAAUAAAUGAUGUUGCGGGAACAAGAACGGCUUGUGUUUCUGCGGAAAUUAUUAUUAUGUACAGUCAACCACGAAAGUAGCUGGAAAAAUUGAAUACUUUAAAUAUUUUGUCUUGAAGUAACUUUUUGUCAUAGGUUAAAUUACAAGGUUUAAUUUUUUUUAGAUAUUAUUCAUAAUGGGUAUAUGAGAUAAAGUUUUGUGUUUAUCCAGUUAUUUUGCAGGUUGACUGUACUUGUUUAUCUCUGUGAUUGUUUGAAAUAAGUUUUUUUAACAUAUUUUUUUCCCUUUGGGAAUCUUAUAAAAAAGCUAGAAUGGACUUUCAAUUUCUGUGGUACACAAAUGAUUACAAAUAUGUAUACAAACUCAAUUAACGUUUUUAAAAAAUUGACAUUUUUCGUUCUCGCGCCCGCGGUCUUAACAAGUUAGUCCUACAAAAACAAUAUUGUAUAGAUUGUGAUUAAAUAAAUAAUGUAUAUUGCA
Manduca sexta (tobacco hornworm) is the source of this 4612-nucleotide messenger RNA. Its product is annotated as coiled-coil domain-containing protein 102A. The transcript has 2 exons. Lineage: Eukaryota; Metazoa; Arthropoda; Insecta; Lepidoptera; Sphingidae. The record is from RefSeq and is a predicted model, not a curated record. The coding region runs from base 252 to 1370 and encodes 372 amino acids.